Mercenaria mercenaria is the source of this 555-nucleotide messenger RNA. RefSeq lists its product as uncharacterized. Bases 1 to 555 code for a protein of 184 amino acids. The transcript has a single exon. Lineage: Eukaryota; Metazoa; Mollusca; Bivalvia; Venerida; Veneridae. The record is from RefSeq and is a predicted model, not a curated record.
AUGAAUAGAGAAGACUAUGUAAAAGAAGUUCAACAGCAAUUGGAUAAUGAUCAAUAUUAUGAGAAGGUACAAACUGACUUCUCACCUGCAGCUGUUCAGAAUGUUAUCAAAUGUGUCGAAGAAAUUGAAAACAUCGAACCUAACAUUAGGAAAGGAUUUGAUGCUUUUGCAGAAAAUCUGAGAACAUCACAAUUUUACAUACUGCCAAAAAUACAUAAACCUUUCGAUGAUAAUCUACCUCUUGGAUACCCUGGCCGACCUAUUGUGUCUGCAUAUGAUUCAUGCACGGAUCAUAUAUCUAAAUACGUUGACCAUAUUCUGCAACCAAUUGUGCAGUCCCUGCCGUCGUAUAUAAAAGACACAAAUGACUUUAUUACAAAGCUUAAACAGCAUAAACUACGCAAUGAUAAAACAUUUCUAGUUGCAUUGGAUGUUAAUUCUUUGUAUACAAAUAUCCAACACACUGAAGGUAUAGAAGCAUGCAAAUAUUUUUUGGAAAACAGUAACUAUAAUGGUAGAUUGUCAGUGGACAGUAUAUGUAAACUUCAAGUUUAA